AAAUUUCGGCUACAUCGCUAGCCCGUGGGCAGAAAGUAACCAACUAAACUGAAAAUGGCGCUUCAAAUCCACACUCCGUAUCACCAUCUUCCGUACAAAACCUUCCUUCUUCCCUCAACCAAAAAACCCCAAUUCACAGUCAAAUACCAAAAUUCCCAGACCGAAAAUGAACCCACUGAGGAGCCUGUCCCUUCCAGAAAACCUAACUCAUCUGGGCUAGGGUUUGGCUCUUCUUCGUCUUCUUCUUCUUCCUCUACAUCCACGUUUAACAAAUCCAGUGUGAGUAGUAAGAAGAAACAGAGAGAUAAGAGAGAGAGGGCAACAAUAAUUAGGCGGGUCCCUGUGGAGAAACCGACGUUUGUGAGCAAAGAAGAGGAGAUUAAAGCCAAGGAGCAGAAUAAGAACGAGAGUGCUUUCCUUCUUGCUUGGCUGGGGCUUGGUGGCAUCAUCCUUUUGCAGGGAAUUCUUCUUGCAGCUUCAGGCUUUCUUCCAGAAGAAUGGGAUAAAUUCUUCGUCAAGUAUCUAUACCCAUCAUUCACCCCAACAGUUGCCCUAUUUGUUGCUGGAACAGUUGUAUAUGGAGUAUUGAAGUAUCUACAGAAUGAGAACCUUAAAGGACAAAGUUGAUAUACCAUGGGUAUAAGUCAGAUGGUUCCGGCUAGUAAGAUAAAAUAGUUUCGGAAGCUGAGUGAGCUCUCGCAUAUUUCUUAGGAUGUACAUCAUUUACAGCAUCUCUUGCAAAGAGAAAAAUGUAUGAAAUGACAAGAGGCAAAAUAUUUUUUUGAGAGGGAUUAUUCUUUGUUAUGAGUCCUUCUGGCAGCACAUUGUCUAGUGAAAAUAGCUGUAUGGAACUAUGACAGAUCACAAUAUACUCAGUCAGCUUUCAUAUGUCUUCCAUGUGUCAUUCCCUAAUUUAAAAACUCUUCAGGGAAGCAGGGUAAGGUUUAGUUAUCUA
Carica papaya (papaya) is the source of this 955-nucleotide messenger RNA. RefSeq names its product low psii accumulation2 (gene LPA2). NCBI's taxonomy places the organism in Eukaryota, Viridiplantae, Streptophyta, Magnoliopsida, Brassicales, Caricaceae. Gene Ontology annotation, cellular component: chloroplast. The record is from RefSeq and is a predicted model, not a curated record.